Molecule: messenger RNA, 9653 nt
Organism: Xyrichtys novacula (pearly razorfish)
Lineage: Eukaryota; Metazoa; Chordata; Actinopteri; Labriformes; Labridae
Source: the annotation of a GenBank genome assembly
AGUCGACUGUGAGCAAUCAAACAGGGAGGAACCGCCUAUUGCUGUAAAGUCCCUACCCCUCCAUAGGGUCAAAGUCUGUAGGAAACCAACGGAAGACCAGAGUCAGUGUCAACUUAACGCGAUUUCAUUUCAUCAGGAGGACCAACAAGUUGAUUUUUUCCUCCAAGUCGAUAUGUCUCCACUUCUGAAAGGCUGCUUCUUAAUCCUACUCGCGUCCUUUAUAACGGUAAGUACACGACUCAGUGAAUGCCUCGUAUUGUUCGAUGUCCUUCUGUUGUAAGAGUAACCGGUGUUAAACAGGUGUGGCACCCUGUGUUGGUGGGCUUUUUAGACCAUCGGGCAAAUACUACCACGAUGAGUGCAGACAUGGAUACGGAAUGAAAAGUUAAUGCGCAGUCUUUGUUGACAUGGACACUAUAGUAUUGUGCUGAAAGGUCACGGAACAACUCUUUCUUUAUAUCAAAUCCAUCAAAAGCAGCUCUCUCUAAUUAUUUCCCCGACAAGCGGAUGUGGGAAAACUCAAGAGUCACGAUAUAAAGUUUGAGACGAUGUAAGUGUGGAUUGUGACAUGAAUUGGGAUGUCAAAAAAAUGUCCCAAUUUUCUCUGAAGAGCCUUUUUUUUUCAUUUAUGUACGUGCAAAAUGUUUUUACUUAUUCAUUUAUAUGCUAACUUACUUUCUCAGAACAAGUAAAGACUUUGCUCUGUUCGUAAAUGUAGUAUACUAUGCAGAUUCUCAAUGGGUCACGUAAGUCAUAAUGUGAAGUCAGUAAUUAACUGUAUUAUUUCACGUGUUUGUCUAAGUUUGUCAUUGUUACUCAGUGAAAUGAGCACAUUAUUCCUCCCCCUUUGUCCCCCUGCAGCUUGUUUUUGUCAGCACAGAAGGAAAUGUGUUCAGCAGACAGAAGAGAGAGUGGAUCAUCGCGCCCAGAAAGCUGAAAGAAAACCAUGAUUACACAGGACUGCAGCACAUUGCAAGAGUAUGUUGUUGUUGUAUUUUUUCUGCGCAAAUAACUACAUUAAUCUACAAACCCUGAUCCAUUGAUACUGGGAAAAUGUUGUCAACAGGUGCAAUGACACUCAACCUGAACUGUAAUAAAUCACAUUGACUAUGAAGUUACUAAACAUGAUUAUCAGGCCACCUGUGUUUCUUCAUAAACUGACGUAGAGUGUAAAGAGCUCCUUAGGCACAGGGAACGUCUGGGUUCAAAGUGAGUCAGCCGAGACAUAAUCAAAUGAAUGCAUCACUGUUGGAUACACACCUGUUUUUGAUGUGGUUUGGCUUAUCUUACAUGAAACCACAGCUAUGUCGUAGAGUUCAGGAUUCACAUCAUGCUGUUACUAAUGGAAUCAGGUCUCAAUCAAUACUGUCGAAUGCUAUUUUUUUACAGAAUCUUGAAGUAAAUUACUUAGUUUUUUUAACUGUUCUUGCUAAAUGAAGAUUUCUCAUUAAGUAUUUUUGUUGUUGUUUUUCAGAUUCGCUCAGAUAAGGAGAAUUUUACAAAAAUAUUGUACUAUAUCACUGGGCCUGGUGUUGACCAGCCCCCUGUGGGUGUUUUUCGUAUCGACCAAAACACUGGUUAUGUCCGAAUCUUUUCCAUCCUGGACCGAGAAGAGAUCCCCUUUUAUCAUGUAAGAGCACCUAUAUUUCCUAUUUGACAUGUCUGUAUCAUAUAAACUUUAGUAUGGUGUUGUAUGUUAAACUCAAAAACACUGUGGUAUUCCAUUUUGUAGUUAAAGGGUGUGGCAAAAUAUACUGAUGGGACCCUGGCUGAGAGAGACCUAGACCUCAAAGUUACUGUUGUGGAUGAGAAUGACUGCAUACCAAUCAUUAAAGUACAACAAGUUGGAUCUGUGAAUGAAUCAAGUGCAGCAGGUACUGAAAAUAAUAAUAAUAAUAAUACAUUUUAUUUGAAGCGCCUUUCACGUCACUCAAGGACACUUUACAGAACAUAUAAAAACAAUAAUAAAACACUAUUAACAAUUAAAAUCAUUAAUCAUCAAACAGUUAAAAUCAACAAAGCAACAUUAAAACAUUAAAAGACACUGACAUUGAAAGACACUAACAUAACUGCCAGCAUUAAAUAUUACGUUUUCUCCAAUAACUAAUAUGAUAAUUCUUUGCUCUUGUGGUAUUUUUAGGCACUGUUGUGAUGAAGGUGAUAGCUACUGAUGCUGAUCAAGAGAACACACCCCACUCACUGCUCAGCUACAACAUAGUGCAACAGAGUAACACAGCUGGGAUGUUUUAUAUGAACUCUCGGACAGGGGAGGUCAUGGUUCAACGGAGUACUCUUGAUAGAGAGGUGAGACACUGUACUGACUUGAAAUCCUCCCAUUGCUCAACUAAGUCUCUAUGUUGGAAAAAAUGUUUUACUUGCAGUAGUUGGACUCUUUCUACUUGUUCCAUUAUUUCUAAUAGAACAUGGAUGAGUCUGGUUAGGAUAACAUAUUUUGUAAACACAUUUUUUCCACCAUUAAAGCUCCUGUGAGGAAUUUUUUAACGUUCAUGAAAUACACUGAAAUUCAUUUUUAUGUGUUUAUUUCUGAUAUACAAAAGCAAACAAAACAGAAAACAGAAGAUAGUUUUAAAGCAUGUAGGGGGCAAAAUAAGCAAAGACUACUUUGUCCCUAGGGCGGCACCAAAAUUGAGACAAACUAAAAGUCCCUCUCAGGAGCUUUAACAAAAUUCCAAGUUUAAUGUUGAUUUAUGGUCAAUGAAAAACAAAACACAGUCCUCUAGAAACUACAAAGCUAUUUUAAAUCACUAGAUUGAAUCUAUAAUCUCAUUUUCUCAGACACAAGAUACGUACAAGUUGACCAUAUCAGCAUCAGACAUGAACGGCGAGCGAGGGGGAAACACGGGAACUGGAGAAGUUGAGAUCAAAAUUCUGGACAUUAAUGACAACGUCCCAACCUUGGAGAAAGAAUCGGUAAGUGUGACAUGAUAACACCAAUCUAAGACUUAAUUUUUUUUGUUUACCUGCUCCCUAAAUUAAGCUCAUCUUGAUGUGUUUCAUCUGCAGUAUGAAGGGAGUGUGGAGGAGAACACCAUCAAUGUGGAAGUGUUGAGGAUUAAAGCUGUGGACAUGGACCUGAUGUACUCUGACAACUGGCUGGCUGUCUUUGAAAUAAUCUCAGGGAAUGAGGGAGGUUAUUUCACCAUCACUACGGAUUCAAAGACUAAUGAGGGAAUCAUCAUGAUCAAUAAGGUAAAUGAGUGAAGCCUAACUCAGGUGGACUGAAUUUUAAACAAUCAAAUGACUUCAUGAAUGUGGUUGACGAACACAACGAAGGCUAAUGUGACAUCCUUUUCCUGAUCCUACAGGCUUUAGACUACGAAGAGCUCAAAGUGCUCAACUUGGAGAUCGCCGUUUCCAACAAAGCAGCAUAUAAUUUUGGAAGUGGGGUAAUUGCAGGAGGGUCAGUAACCUCCAAGUCUUACCCAAUUAAAAUCAAUGUGAUCAAUCAGAAGGAAGGACCGCGUUUCCAACCGAGUGUCAAAGUGGUGACCAUCUCUGAGGACCACACCUCUGUAUCCAUCAACAAAGUCAUUGCUAACUACGCGGCGAUUGACAGCGACACGCUACAAAUAGCCACAAAUGUCAGGUAUGGCAACAAAAUAAACAGAACAUCCAAGUGAAUGUCUCUUUGUCUCUGAAUGCAUGUUAAUCCCAGUGAAACCAUAUUUUUUUGUCUUUUAAAUAUAGAUAUGCCAAGAUCCGUGAUGAUGACAACUGGCUCAUUAUUGAUAAAGAGACCGCAGAUAUUAGGCUGAACAAACUGCCAGACAGAGAGUCACAUUUCUUGAUUAAUGGAACAUAUUACGCCAAAAUUAUAUGUAUCACAAAGGGUGAGUUCAGAUAUAUGUCAGUGAUUAUUCUUCAGUGAGGUCUGCCCCAGAUUAAUAUUGAUCUUGCUUUCUUCUGGUUUUCAGAUGUUCCAUCAAAAACAGCCACGGGGACUAUAGCCAUUCAGGUGGAGGACUUUAAUGAUCACUGCCCCACACUGACAGCUACAACUCACACCAUGUGCCUCGGAGAUAAUGUCAUCUAUGUCGUAGCUGUAGACGGAGACGAAUUCCCCAAUUCAGCACCGUUUGACUUCAGUGUGGUUCAGGAGAGCAGUAAGGGGAAAUGGAAAGUGGAGCCUCUUAAUGGUACGAUUACUCAAAACGGACAAUCUGCUUAAGAGGAUUCAAUUACAGAGGCAGUUUUAGACUGAUGUUGUGUUUACAAGGACGCUUUGAGUAACUCAAUUUUGAGUAGAUUUUUGUGGCUUUUUCAUUCAUCUUAUCUCUUAAAUGAUCUCAUCUUAUACAUACAGUGGAAGUUUAGUAUUUCCACCUGCUUCCUUUAAAUGGCUCUCAUGCUACCUACUGAGAAAGUGUGCAGGGAAAAGCUCAAACAAAGGCUCUUUCACUCAGCAGGCUUUACAUCAUGCUGUUGGAAUCUGAUGAAAGGAUAAACAAACAGUAUUGAUAUUGUCAGUCUUGGAGCUUCAGGUACAUCAGUCAAGCCCAGUUCAUGACUAUUUAAGCUCCUUAAAGUAGCUUCAAGUUCUUGUUUAAACUUUUUUGGGGGUUGUUUUUUUCUUAUACACAGGAGGGUGCAAAUUUGUAUGAGUAAGACAAACUUCAAAAUUACAAGGUUGCUGCAAAUAUGCACAUAGAUUUUUUAUUUUUUUGGCAAGGAAUGUGCUGUGUGUCAGAAAGAUGACUGUUACCGUUAUUUCACAUAAUCAGUCAUUAACUUAUUUCAACCUUAGCUAUGCUGAUAAGUUAAUGUCAAACUCUGCAACAAGUCAAGCAACACCUAAUCAAAUGUGUGUCCCGUCUUCCUCCAGAAACUGCAGCUAUUCUGCGAGAUGAAGCCAACUUGUGGCCGGGGAUUUACAAAGUUACAGUAGAGGUCAAGGACCAGCAGGGAAAGUCAUGUGCCGAUGUUCAAGUCGUGGAUGUUGUUGUGUGCACUUGUACUGAAGACACCAAAGUCUGCGUGGGACGCACGACAAAGACUUCAACUUUUGGAGCGUCUGGUAUCCUGCUCAUGCUCCUGGGACUCCUGCUCCUACUGUGUGAGUUGAAUAAAAUGAACACAUUGUUGAUCAAUUUGCACGAGUCUUGAACAAAGACAUGUUUUAACAUGCUGGAAAGAUCAUUGAAAGUAUGGGUGGGUCAUGGGCACUACUGCACCUUUUUGGACUUAUUUCUAAUCUUUUUAUUGAGUCAGUAAUUUGAUGUUGGAUUGAUGACUUGUUUGAACUGCCCACUACGUUUUUGUUAGAGUUAUUUCUCACAGUAUGACACAGUGCCAUAUCUGCGUGUUUUUAGUGGUGCCUCUUCUGCUGCUGUUCUGCUUGUGUGGAGGUGGAGCAGCUGCUGGAGAUUUCAAGGCUAUUCCAUUUGAUACAAAACAACAACUGAUUUCAUAUCACACUGAGGGACAAGGAGAAGACAAGGUACUUUGAUGCAUGUAUAGGAUCUUACACAAUAUAAAACCCUUUUUCAAAAUUUGAUGAGAUCUUAUAUUUGUCUUGUAGGAAGUUCCUCUUCUUGCUACCAAUGUGGAAGUGGAUGGUGGCAUAGUAAAGGGACAGAAUGUCAAUGUUGGCAGCAGAAAUGGAUAUCUAGAUGGACUGGUUGAACUAGGAGGAGCACAGGGUGGAGGAGCAGGUAUCGGCGGCUCCAUCCUGACAACUGAGAACAUAAACACAUUCGGCCGAUACAACCAGUCUGUUGGACAAAUGGACUACUCUGGGAUGAUGACAGGGCAAGAACAUCAUUACUCCCGGUACAACGCUGGGGUUUUUGAUGGGAUGGCCCUUUCUGAACAGUUCCUGGGCGAAUAUUAUUUGAGUGUAAGUGUUUUGAAUUGCACUAAAAUUUUAUUCUAAAGUAAGUCUGGAUUGGCGGUUUGGUUGAGUGAAAAGCAUUAGCUGACACAGUGCAGCCAACAGAUGCAUGACCUUGGAUUAUUUUUUUACAUACUCAAUAAAAUAACUCACUAUUGGUAUAAGACUCAAUAUAUUAUGGUUCUUUCUCUCUGCAGAAAUCUGACCAUGCUGCACAACAGUUCCAGCAGAAGGAUGCCUUACUGGUCUAUGACUUCGAGGGUCAGGGGUCUCCAACAGGUUCUGUGGGCUGCUGCAGUCUUCUUGAGAACGAUAACGAUCUUUCAUUCCUUGAUGAUCUUGACCCUAAAUUCAAAACCUUGGCUGAGAUUUGCAGGGGUUCAGCCUUGGUGACUGAGACUGUGGAUGCAAAGGUUUCUAUCCCUUACCCCAGACCAGUGUCUCCUGUCAUGCCCUCCACCCACACGCACACUCACACUCACACAGAAACAAUCAGGGACAGGGACCACGUCAACAUUAACACCCUCAACACCUCUAACAUUGCGUCUGGAUCCUCCACCUUCGUCCAGGAGGAGCGAAUCACUGAGAGUUCAUCAAUGGUCCCCCAGGUACAUGUCCAGGACCAGUAUGUGAUUCCCAGUCAGACGCUUCUCGUUCAGCAGCCAACUAUGUAUGUGACCGCCACACCAAUGUAUGUAGUUGACUCCAAACCACAGAUGGUGUUGGUGUCUGGCACCCAGCAGGCAGUGGGUCAGAUGGGUCCAGUUGGGCUUGGACAGGGGUUAGUACAGGUUGGUGGCAUCCAAGGUUCUCAGGGUGUAGUCUUUGUUGACAGGCAAAUGGGUAUAGCAGGAGGCUCAGGGCAUGUAGCAGCAGCUGGUGUUUCACACGGGACCGCAUCCAGAUCCAGAAAGGUGCUAGUUGUGGAGGGAGGAUCUUCAGGUGGAGAUCAAGUUUCCCACUUAGCGCAGGGUAUCAUUCAGACUGGACACGGGUCUGCAGAGCAGGGCGUGGAGGUCAGAGGUCAAGGUAUGCAGGUGAAAACCCAAGGUUUUUCAAUGAGUUCGCACAGUUCCUCUGGGUCUCAUGAAGACAUCCUCAUGGCGGCACCACCAAAGGCGCAAGGGAGCAAGAGGGUGGUUGUGCAACAUAAGAAAGUGUCAGUCACUGAGAGAAACACUGAAUCCAGUACAAGAGCAUAAAGAAGUGUAAGAUGAGAAUAUCCAGCAGUUUUGUACCUAUUUAGAUAUGUAUAUAGAUGUGUGUCAGUGCAUUAAAAUGACCAAGGGCGAAUUAUAGAUGGAAAGAUUUGAAUAAUUCAUGGUAAAACUGAUCAAAGUAAAGUGCAAUGCUGUACUUAAGGUGCAGUCUAGGGACAACAGUACUACUACUUUUGAAAAAGUGUUGACAUGGUUUACAUAUAUGACUGCUGUUGGCAUAAAAGGGAUUUCUGCACCUAUACUGUUGAGGUUACAUUGGCAAGGCCUCCCACUAAAAUAAGGGUCACUAAGGAUCAGCAGUAUUAAAAAUGCAAGGAAGAGCCUGAUCUCAAGAGGCGUCAUAACUGAGGUAUGAAAAGCCUCUCCCUGUGGUUCCAAAAUAAUAUUAUGUGACAGCCAAGCCAGUCAAAGCACUGUAAUUAUUUCAGGUAGAAAUGAGCAUGGAUAAAGAGCAGGAACAAACAAAGUAACUUCAACAGAUUUAAACCUGUUAGCCUCUAAUCUUGCCUAUCAGACCAAAACCACUGACCUCAUCUGUUAAACAAAGAAUAACUCCAAAAAGCUGAACAUAAACCAGAAGGUUGUGGCGAGAUAAGAUAGUGUCAACAAGAUUAUUUCUACCACAUAACAAUCCAGGUUAAAUCAGAUCUUUCCACUUCUUGCUCCAGAUAACCAGGCUGGGAGCAAAAAGAAAGACAAGAUUGGUUUCUGAUGACCUUGUUCCACUGUAGGCUGUAACUGUUAUGGAUCAGUACACUUAUUUAAUACUCACAGUUAUUUCUGUGGCCAAUUAAAUUAUAUUUUACUGCUCUUCUGGUUUCAAAUCCCACUGAUUUACCUAGAGCCUAGUUAAAGUUAGUCUGUUUAAUCUACUGUAGGUGGUUGCAAUUAUUUAAUGAGUGACCACAGCAGAACUAUGUUAGUAUAGUCUGAUACCUACUUUAAAUCAGUGCUGUUGUUUUUUAGCGUGACAGAUAAGUUGCAUCCUCUUACGUGCUGGCUUUAGCUGCGCAAUAUAAGCUGCCCUGCCAACUUUGAGAUUCUUGAACCUAGUUGAACUGUAACUAAUGAGGAGCUGUUUUAUGGGUGGCAACUGCUUCCUUGGAAACCCCUCUGAGCAGAGAUAAAUGCUGUUCGUACUGUUAAACCCAUGAAAGAGCUCUUUGCAGAAGGACCAAAGCCCAAGUCUCUAAAAGAUUUAGUGCACCAAGACUGGAUUAGAUGGUUUUUCAAAGUAGACAACAGAGUCCUCACAGACUGUAAACCAAAGAAAGUACUCCGCUAAUUCUUCAGUAUGUUUUGCACUCUUGAUACUUCUACCUAAUAUGUGUUGGUUUGUAGUUUGUACUUUUAUAAAAAGUGUUAACUUAGGAAAACUGAGUGCCAAAUAUAUGAACUUGAGUAAAUGUAAAAUGAUUUCCCUAUUUUUAAGAGUGUAAAUAUAUUUUUAAGAUGCAGAUAGACUUAAAUGGUGUGUUUUUGUGUGCAGGUGUAAAUGAUUUUAGUGUGCGAGGAGACAGAGAAAUCGAGAAGCUUUGCAAGCACUGAAAACAUUUUGUUGAGUGUCACUAUUUGAUACUGCCGUUCUUGCUAUUGAUAUGUCUGUGUUUUCAACUCUUACUGCUGAUUUUCAGUAUGGAUUUAGCAGAUUACUGCAUUACAGCAGCAGUAUUGGUUAUGGGAAUGGAAUUUAUUUUUCUAGUUUUUGCACUUGAUGGCAUAAUAAAAUGGAAUAUGAAAAAGCUGUAACUCCUUUCAGUCUUUUAUAUAUUUUUUUAAAUAUGUGAUAACAAAAUAAUCCAGGAUAUCACAACACAUAAAGCAUAUGUAUCAUACACAUAAGUCUAUCUAUAUGUGAUGUAUAUUGUAUGUGUCUGAGUAUUUAAUCUGUGCUGAUGCUAUUAGCCACAGUCAUUUAGUUUUACUGACAACAUCCAAAAUGAAAAAAAAAUCAAAAGUCAGCUCUUUUCAUUCAUUUUUUUGCUAUUGAAAACACUGUGCCUACAUUUCCCACAAUGCAACACACUAACUAAUGGCUCAGUUUGAGUUUCAGGGGUGUUUUGCUGGCUUCAGCUUUAAGCUUGGAGCAGAAUUGUGUCUUUAUUCCUCAGCCAACACUGACUCAGGUGACAUGAGUUGAUGCCAACUCUCUCUAAAGCGACCAGUUGUUCUUUCCAGCUUUUUCACACACUUCACAACCCCUCCUCUUGACUUUGAUGACUACAUCUGGUAAUGCAGGGUUAAAAAUUUGUUUAGUGAGGGCAAAGAGUGUUGUUUUUUUCAGUUGACUGGUUGUUUGAUUCCCAGCUCCAUCAUGUCUUAGCAUUCUUGGAAAGGAAACAAAGCUUCUUGUUGCACCUGAAGGAACAGCCAUUGGUAUGAGUCUAAAACUGUGUGUACAUGUGUAUAUAUGCAAAAACAAGUUUGGUAGACAGAGGACUUGAAACUCGACAUAAAAGCAGUCCUUUUGCCUUUCUAUAGCGAUUUACGCACUUGUGGAAACCAUCUGGACACACUAAAAAACAGAGUCUGUUAUGGGUUAAAACCAAAAAAAAAUCCAACCCUGACCUGAAAACCUACAG